GAGACGCUCUUCCGCGUGCCACAAUAUAAAUUCAAUUUAAAUUCAUUUUCUCCUUCCAUUCCUUCCUUCCUUCCUCAACCCAACCCAAUCUUCACCUUCGCCCACAACAAAUCCCAUUCCUGCAUCUCCUCCUUCAGCAUCGCUGCAAACUUUACUUUCCAUUUUUGUCCUUCCUCCCCGAGAAAAAAAUGGCGAACGCAGCAUCUGGUAUGGCCGUCCAUGAUGACUGCAAGCUAAAGUUUUUGGAGCUCAAGGCGAAGAGGACGUACCGGUUUAUCGUUUUUAAGAUUGAGGAGAAGCAGAAGCAAGUUAUUGUGGAGAAGCUGGGUGAGCCUGCAAAUGGUUAUGAUGAUUUCGCUGCCAGUCUUCCUGCCGACGAGUGUCGAUAUGCUGUUUAUGAUUUUGAUUUUGUCACUGAAGAGAAUUGCCAAAAGAGCAGAAUUUUCUUCAUUGCUUGGUCCCCUGAUACAUCUAGGGUUAGGAGCAAGAUGAUUUAUGCCAGCUCCAAAGAUAGAUUCAAGAGGGAGCUUGAUGGGAUUCAGAUUGAGCUGCAAGCAACUGAUCCUACUGAGAUGGGUCUUGAUGUGUUCAAAAGCCGUGCCAAUUAAAUGAUUCUGAUUAUGCAUAAUAGGAGUUGUGAUGGGGAUGGUCAACUUGGCUAAUUUGGACUCAAUUUUCCAAGUUUUGACAUGAGGUCUAUAGCAGCUUCAACAAAGCUUUUCUUGUUCCAGUGUAUCUUGUGGUUUGUGACAUAUAACCCGUGUUUGGGUGUCAUCUUAGCCCUAUUCCUACUAGUUAAUUUUGUAACUGUUCUUUGUGUGAUUGGACGAAAAUUUGGGAUCAGGUAUUGAUGUAAUAUUGCCAGUUGCCAUCUUAUUAAUGUCUUGUGACUUAAAUUAACUAAAAUACUUUCUUGAAAA
Messenger RNA from Glycine soja, 920 nucleotides. RefSeq names its product actin-depolymerizing factor 2. The record is from RefSeq and is a predicted model, not a curated record. Gene Ontology annotation, molecular function: actin filament binding. Gene Ontology annotation, biological process: actin filament depolymerization. The transcript has 3 exons. Lineage: Eukaryota; Viridiplantae; Streptophyta; Magnoliopsida; Fabales; Fabaceae. Gene Ontology annotation, cellular component: cytoplasm; actin cytoskeleton. Bases 189 to 608 code for a protein of 139 amino acids.